GACAGUGCAACGCAGCGAAGAAGAGGGCAUUCAUUGGAGUGAAAACAGUCUGCGACUGAAAUUGUGAACGAGUGCUCGCGUGAUUCGUUUCGUCCGAACGCCGUCGUCCGUGGGUCGCGUCUGUGGUGCUCCGGAUAGUGUCAUCGUUUAUGCUGCGCUCAUUCAAUAACUCCGGAUUGUUUCCUAUUGGCUCAAACAGUGCAAAUUAAUUAUAAGGGCGGUGGCUGUAAAGUGCUAAGUGUGUUAAGGAGUUAAAAGGAAACUUCAGUUGGGGCUUCAAGACGGUGACAAAGUGCAAAAAAUAGCGAUCGAGAAAAGAGCUCUUCUAUCUCGUGUGUGCGUAUUUUUGUAUCUCGAAUCUAGAAGAAAAUAAUCAACAGAAAAGGUGAUCUCGUUUACGUAAAAAAAAGUGUCCAACCCCUUGCAUGUGUGCUGUCCGGCAAUAAAGUAAUGUGGUGUUUUUCAUGCGUUUCUGCUCCAGCUAAUUCAGAACCUAUGGCAGCCAUCCGGAAGAAGCUCGUGAUUGUCGGCGACGGUGCCUGCGGUAAGACGUGUCUGCUGAUCGUCUUCAGCAAGGAUCAGUUCCCGGAGGUGUACGUGCCCACGGUAUUCGAGAACUAUGUGGCCGACAUCGAGGUCGACGGAAAACAGGUUGAACUGGCGCUAUGGGAUACUGCUGGGCAGGAAGACUACGACAGGCUCCGGCCUCUGAGCUAUCCAGAUACCGACGUCAUCCUGAUGUGUUUCUCGGUCGAUUCACCAGACUCGCUGGAGAAUAUUCCGGAGAAAUGGACUCCUGAGGUUAAACAUUUUUGUCCAAACGUACCCAUAAUCUUAGUUGGCAACAAGAAAGAUCUCAGAAACGACCCUCACACGAUAAAGGAAUUGGCCAAAAUGAAACAGGAGCCAGUGAAGCCACAGGAAGGACGUGCAAUGGCUGAGAAAAUAAACGCUUUCGCUUAUUUGGAAUGUUCGGCCAAGUCGAAAGAGGGCGUACGUGAAGUGUUCGAAACCGCCACCAGGGCCGCGUUACAGGUCAAAAAGAAGAAGAAGAGUACAUGUGUUUUGCUCUAAAGAGCAAAUGGCAACAUAUUUUUUUCUUUCUUUCGUGGAAUGCAAACACAAAUAAACUGCAACAAGAAAAGAAGAAAGUAAGCAAAAAAGUUUAAUAAAUAAAAAAGGUGGUCGUCGUCAAUCGGUUAAGAACAGGAGAUGAAAAGGAGGCAGUGUGAGCAAGAUAGGGUAUUUUGAAAAUGGAUGCUGGAUCUGCUUUGUAGGAAAGGAAAGGGAAGCAGUUGCGCAGGUUAUGUAAAAUUAGGAAUACCAGCUACGAACGAAAGCAAAAAAAAAUAACAAAACUAUCUCUACCGUAAAAAAAUCAUACGCAAAAAAAAAUCAUUAUGCAACACAUACACACACUCAUAAUAUGAUGCGAAAUGGAGGUCGAAUGAUACGACCUAGCCAAACGAAAACAGCAGCAGAGCACAUAUAUGCUGACAUUUUUGUUGUUUUAUUUAUCAAUUUGUCUUGUGAAAAUGUGUACGACACAAUCGCGUGCGAAAAGCAAAACGGAAAAUUUGUUAGCGUAAUCUUAAUUACCAAUCAUUCGUAUCCAGAAGCAGCAGUAGCUACAUCAAGUUUAGUAUCUCGCGAAGCAUUCAAGAAUCGGAUCAAAAUACGGAACCCCGAAUCAGAGAUUUGAGAGGACGUGAAGCAUUUUUUCGGCAGGGCGAAGCAAACUACCGGUUUUUUCUCUCCAUUCUUUUUUACUACUUGUCGCGCGGGCAUCUAUUAGAUGUGUUUUUAUUACUAAUUAAUAAUGGUAAGCCUCCUAUUAUUAUACUUUAGAAUAUAUGAAGCAAAGAUUAUCUAAAUGAAAAAAAAAGAAGCAGAAGACGAGUGUUGGAGAUAACAGUCUAAUAAAAAGGCUAGAUUUUUAAACAAACACACAAAGACGAAUCGGUGGCGAAAUAAAGUACUAACAACUUAUGAGAAAAA
This is a messenger RNA of Armigeres subalbatus, 1998 nucleotides long. RefSeq names its product ras-like GTP-binding protein Rho1 (gene Rho1). Gene Ontology annotation, cellular component: cytosol. Lineage: Eukaryota; Metazoa; Arthropoda; Insecta; Diptera; Culicidae. The record is from RefSeq and is a predicted model, not a curated record. Gene Ontology annotation, molecular function: protein kinase binding; GTP binding; GTPase activity. The coding region runs from base 451 to 1074 and encodes 207 amino acids. The transcript has 7 exons. Gene Ontology annotation, biological process: small GTPase-mediated signal transduction.